Molecule: messenger RNA, 3174 nt
Organism: Biomphalaria glabrata
Lineage: Eukaryota; Metazoa; Mollusca; Gastropoda; Planorbidae
Product: aspartyl/glutamyl-tRNA(Asn/Gln) amidotransferase subunit B-like
Exons: 12
Coding region: 188-1843 (551 amino acids)
Biological process (GO): mitochondrial translation; glutaminyl-tRNAGln biosynthesis via transamidation
Molecular function (GO): glutaminyl-tRNA synthase (glutamine-hydrolyzing) activity
Source: RefSeq, a predicted model, not a curated record
GUCUAAAUUCUAUAACUAUAACUUUUUUUUUUUAGGAACAAAUAGAAUUAUUGUUGCGAAAGUGCAGUUUGAUGAAUUUGAGAUAGAUCUAGAUUUAUCUGGUUUAAAAAAAAAAUGAGAUACGGAGUGUAGAUCCAGAUCUCAAUUUUAGAUUUCUCUCCCUUACAAUAUUCUGCAAAAUAAGAAAAUGUCAAUGCCAAUGGUAACUGUAUUGCGAUACCAAUGCCGCCAAUGGCAUAAACUCUGCAUUUUAUGUAGACAAUUGCAGAAUUACGAAAAUGUUACAAACAAACGUGCUCAGAUAAUAAGAAGCUUUUCAAAUCUAGAUCUAAAUAGUCGACGUGAUCAAUUACCUGAGUGGCAGGGUGUGAUUGGCUUGGAGAUACAUGCUCAAAUACAAUCUGUGUCUAAACUUUUCUCUGGAGCAGCAACAAAUUACAAUGCUAGCACCAAUACACAAGUGGCUUAUUUUGAUGCAGCGCUGCCUGGAACUUUGCCAGUACUCAACAAGAAGUGUGUUGAAGCUGGUAUUAAGACAGCUCUAGCAUUAAACUGUGACAUAAAUAUGAUGUCCUUAUUUGACAGAAAGCAUUAUUUUUAUGCUGAUAUGCCUGCUGGCUAUCAGAUUACUCAAUACAGAAAGCCAUUGGCUAUUAAUGGUCAAAUGCCCUACGUCUUUUUAUGUACAAAAACAGACUAUAUGGAGAGGAGGUCUGCCAAAAUUUUUCAGAUACAGUUGGAACAAGACAGUGGUAAAAGCUUGCAUGAUGCUAAAGCUGGUCUCAGUUUGAUAGACUUGAAUAGAGCAGGCAUUGGCUUAAUGGAAAUAGUAACAGCUCCAAACUUUACCUGUGGUGAUGAUGCAGCAAGUUUUGUUAGAGAUUUGCGAGACAUUCUUGUGACAAUUGGGGCCUGCGAUGGUAGAAUGGCAGAGGGAUCUCUUCGAGUUGAUGCUAAUAUAUCUGUCAACAGAUUAGGGGAACCAAUGGGUACAAGGACCGAAGUAAAAAAUCUGAACUCCCUUAGGAAUAUUCGUUUAGCUGUAGACUAUGAAAUCAAUCGUCAAAUACAGUUGUUAGAGUCUGGUGGUGUGGUAGAAAAUGAGACAAGAUCUUUUGAUGUUGAAGAUGGAGAAACACUACUAAUGAGAGAAAAAGAAAAAGUUCUAGACUAUCGCUUUAUGCCUGAGCCCAACCUGCCACCGUUAAUUAUUCACAAGGAUUUGUCAACAUCUACCUCUGAUAGCAACGUUGUUGUUAUAGAGCUUGUGAAAUCCCAAAUGAAAGAGCUUCCUGAGGAAAAGAGAAAGAGACUAGAAGAGAAAUACAAAAUGGAAUUAAAGAACGCUGUCAUUUUAGUGAGAGCCAAUUUAUCUGAGUUGUUUGAAAAAUUGGUUGAUGUCCAUGGAUGUAAUCCUGUGACAACCUCAGCUUUACUCAGGUACUGCUAUGUGACAUUGUUGGACAAUUUAAAGUUAGGGGACACUGCUCAUAUGGCCAGCCCAUUACGUGAAGCUGCAUUAUUGGAAAUAGCUCACAUUUUUGGUAGAGGGGAAAUCAGUUUACAUUCUGCUUUUGUACUGAUGGAAACCCUUGUUGCUCAACCUGAUCAAUCAUGUAUUGACAUAAUUGAAGAGAAAGGACUUUGGAUAGUUACUGAUGAAUCUGUUAUCAUGUCUAUCAUUGAGGAAGUCUGUACCAGAAAUAGACAUGCUGUGAAAGCUUUUAAAAAAGGCAAGAAAAACCAGUUUGAAAUAUUGAGAAACAAAGUUGUAAAGAAAUUGGAAGGCAAGUCUUCAAUUGAGUUAGUUAAUCAGUUGUUAAAUGCCAAGUUAAAAGAGUAGGUCAGUUAGACAACUUUAAGUCUUAGAAGAGAUCAAGUUUGCUCUAAUCACCUGUGAUGCGCCUGAUGUUUUUGCCACCAAAAAGUGUUUUAAGAACAAUUUAGUCUGUGAUCAUGUUUACUAUUAAUGUAAAAUGUAAUAAGCACAUUUGUUAAUUAAAUAUGUAAAUGUUUCAUGAAAUGAUUAAAAUUAUAUUUUAUUGGUCAUAGUGAAUGUGCACAUAUUUAUUUAUUGCAUUGUCAUCCCUUUACAUUAAAAAAAAAAAUGCUAUGCCCAGAUGCAUAGUGGUACGAGCACAUUAAAAAAGUAUUCUAUCACUGUUGUAAAAUACUUAUUUGACUUUCAGUUAUUUAAAAAACUAAAACAAAAAAAGAAAAGAAAUAUUUUAGUCAAAAAAUGUUUAGCACUUACCCUUCAUUUUUUACUGAAUUAAAAUGUGGCUGUAGAUGAGUUUUUGUUUCAUUUGGAUCUAUUUGAACUUCACCUACCCCACAUUAUGUUGGGGCUCCACUCAUGAUUUGUCUAUCAUCUUUCUCCAUUACUUUUUACCUUCACUAGAAUCUCUUUCAAUGACAUGUCUAUCUAUCUUUCUCCAUUACUUUUUACCUUCACUAGAAUCUCUUUCAAUGACAUGUCUAUCUAUCUUUCUCCAUUACUUUUUACCUUCACUAGAAUCUCUUUCAAUGACAUGUCUAUCUAUCUUUCUCCAUUACUUUUUACCUUCACUAGAAUCUCUUUCAAUGACAUGUCUAUCUAUCUUUCUCCAUUACUUUUUACCUUCACUAGAAUCUCUUUCAAUGACAUGUCUAUCUAUCUUUCUCCAUUACUUUUUACCUUCACUAGAAUCUCUUUCAAUGACAUGUCUAUCUAUCUUUCUCCAUUACUUUUUACCUUCACUAGAAUCUCUUUCAAUGACAUGUCUAUCUAUCUUUGAUGCUGUCUGCCCAUUGCUUUCUCUGUCUGCCUCUACUGGAUCGGUGUAAAUAAUAUAAUGAUCCAGUUUUGGGCAGGAAGGGCUUGUUAUCCAGGUCUGGCUACCUACCUGGAAGAAGGAAAACUGAAUCCAAAACUCUGCUCCUGUGGCCUUGAAGAGCAAGUGACCCUUAUUACCAAAAAAACAACUAUAAUAUGUAAUUUAAAAAAAAUAUGUAUUUAUAUAUAUAUAUAUUUUAUAAUGUAAUUUUUUAAAUGUCAGAAAAGUUAAUUUCUUUGUAUCAUUAUCCUUUAUCAUCCUGUUUUCUGUCCAUUGUAGAGUUUCUACAAAAAAAACUUACUAAGUAAAGUUUAAGAGGUUGAAUAAAAGUUUUCUGAGGAUUCUUCCUCAUCAAAAA